AAGUCUUUUAGACUAACCAAAUGAUGGAAUUCAGGGGUUUGUUACCACCAGUGUGUCGUCUCAACUGAUGGCGAAAGAAGGUUGCACGUGACCUGUUGGCCACCACUCUUCGCGAUGGUCAGCACCACCUCCUGAACUGUCAACCCUUUCCAGUGCUAUGGGACUGCUGCACGUUGCUUGUGAGUGAUUCCCGCGACACCCUUGAAUAUUUCGGCCAACCAGAACGGCUAGCAAAGAUAUCCCGUACACAGUCUCAGCGUCGGAUACCCCCCAUCAGCAAUUUUCACUUCUCUUGCACGCAGGCAGUUGGAGCGAUGCCUACGUCUCCGACACCCACUACGGCCCCACUUCCGGGUCCCGAAGUCCCGAAGCUCCGAUCCUCCUGCAAUGGUUGCGGGACUGCAAAGGUCAAAUGUGAUCGCGGUCAGCCCGAAUGCGCUCGUUGUGUUGCACUUAACCUGACUUGCGUCUAUGGACGAUCUCGCCAAUUUGGUAAACCACCGCGGAAGCGCCCUGGUGCCAAACUCGACGAGAGUACUGGCUUAUCACAGAAGAAGCGGGCGAUAUGGACUCCUGGGAUUUGCGAUAACCCUCCCACUAUUGGGUUCGGGCAGUCUCAAAGUAUCAACGAACCCGAGCACCUCAAUUUCUCGGACAUGGUAACCGAUAUACUGCCAAUGCCUUCCGGGAUCAGUCCUACGUUGAACAUCGAUGAGCAGAAACAGCUGGGCCCGGCUCUGUUUAUGCCCAUGUCCUUUGAUGAGUGGCCUCAACUCGACAUAUUGGGUGCAGGUCUAGAUAUUCCCUGCAUGCCACAAGCUUCCGCUCCAGACAUUCGUCUCUCGGCUUCCGCAUUAGAACCUGUCGGCACUACUAGGGCGAGGUCCAAUAGCCACGAGUCCCACAGCUGCCCUCGGGAGUCAUACGAGAUCCUGGCGGACUUGAUCUGUCCCAGUCCUACUCUCCACGCACCAGUAGCAAACUCGGUUACGGUCUCAACGCAAUUCGACCACGUGCUUCAUUUCACUAAAACUGCCAUCAGCCGCCUUAGCCGGGUUCUAAAAUGCCCCUGCGCCAAGUCCGGGCAUCGGGCCAUGGUUCAUGCUUCCAUUAUUUCCCGCAUAUUAAUAUGGUACCAGCAGGCGUCGGGGUGGACUGAAAACAAUUCUUGUGGUCCUGGGACUUCAGCAUUGGCCGGUUCAUCAACCUCUCACAGGUCAUCCUCGUCCUCACCCGGGACAGCAGCUGGGACAAGUGCGACGAGUCAGCCGACGUUUCCUCAAUCCACCGGCUUUGCUGUCACAGACGUGCCUCUUUCGGUAGGGACAUUCAGUAUCGAGGACCAGAGUUUGCAGGCCGCCUUCAGAAACCAGCUGGUCUUGAGUGAGCUCAAGAAGGCAGCAACCUUGAUUGACCUCUUCGCCUCGCAGGACUCUGGCGAAUCGUGUGCUAGUGGUGUGGCUGGUUUGUGCUCGUAUCUGGGAGCGUGGCUCAGAAGUGAGCAUUCAAAGAUAGUCAGAAUCUUGAGGUCGAGGCUGAGUGCGCUGAAUGAGGAUCUUGAUUCUUAAUCAACGCAACUUUGUGCAUGUUUCAUACGGUUUGAGUAUAUAUACCUAAUAGAUCUG
Molecule: messenger RNA, 1625 nt
Organism: Ilyonectria robusta
Lineage: Eukaryota; Fungi; Ascomycota; Sordariomycetes; Hypocreales; Nectriaceae
Exons: 1
Coding region: 315-1568 (417 amino acids)
Biological process (GO): regulation of DNA-templated transcription; aflatoxin biosynthetic process
Cellular component (GO): nucleus
Molecular function (GO): DNA binding; DNA-binding transcription factor activity, RNA polymerase II-specific; zinc ion binding
Source: RefSeq, a predicted model, not a curated record